AUGCCGGGUAGAUGCUGUGUACCAUUAUGUAAGGGAAACUACCCAACAGGACCAAAAGUGUCUGUAUUCUCCUUUCCUAAAAAUGAAGAUUUGAAGAGAGAGUGGCUUUCUGCAAUCCAACGGAAAGACUUUUCACCCAAAAAGAGUUCAAAGGUUUGUGAAUUGCAUUUCAAGGAAAGUGAUUUUAAAGUUGAAGCUUCAGCAUUUGAUUCUAAGAAUGGAAUUUUAAUUUCUGCUCCACUUCAGGUGCGUAGAUUAAAAGAAAAUACAGUGCCAUCAAUAUUUAAGGACUAUCCAUCUGUAUACAGUUCAAAAAGUAGCACCAUUGUACGAGAAGAUCCUGAUGCAAAAAAAAACUGCCCGCGAGUGCCAUAA
This is a messenger RNA of Stegodyphus dumicola, 375 nucleotides long. RefSeq lists its product as uncharacterized. NCBI's taxonomy places the organism in Eukaryota, Metazoa, Arthropoda, Arachnida, Araneae, Eresidae. The record is from RefSeq and is a predicted model, not a curated record. Gene Ontology annotation, molecular function: sequence-specific DNA binding.